This is a messenger RNA of Asterias rubens (European starfish), 2116 nucleotides long. Its product is annotated as GAS2-like protein 1. The transcript has a single exon. The record is from RefSeq and is a predicted model, not a curated record. Bases 990 to 2081 code for a protein of 363 amino acids. NCBI's taxonomy places the organism in Eukaryota, Metazoa, Echinodermata, Asteroidea, Forcipulatida, Asteriidae.
UUCUCUCGUCGUCAGCAGAGUUGGCCUUGUCUGUUUUGUGUUGAACACGAAUUGCGGCUCUUAGUCUGUGCUUUGUGGUAGGUUAAACCCCCGCGUAUUUAGAUCAACGUGGGUAUCGGGAACUGGAUCAAUGCAAUAUUGAAUCAAAUACCCAUUCAUUGAUCGUGGAACUGUGCGAUCGAAAAGAUUACAUGGGUCUGAAGGGUCGGAAGUUGAAACUGCAUUUGUAUUUAGGCUACCCUCUAUCACUACCAACAACUUCGUUUCAGCAGAGGACAUGUUGACACGUUUGAAACAUGGACGUCAAGUCACGGACUCGUUUAUCGUUACCUCCUAGAUGGAAUAAGUUGACGGAAAAGGUGACAAAAUUUACGCCGUGAAGGAGCUUCAAUUACACGGGGAGAUUUCCUGCACAGUUUGAUCAAACACCGAGAAAGGAAAACAAUACCGGAAAAGUAGUGUGACCACCGCUGUUUCUAAUUUCCAGCUCACAUGACAUCACAGAUGUGAUUAUUAACUCAAAACAACAUUAUUUCAAGAAUAUCGUAGCGGGUGACGACGGGUAUAUCCUUGAAUGUAAUUCGAAUCCCAGGAAGGGGACUUUUAGCUCCGGGGAGUUGAUAAUUGGAAAUGCUCCGGAGAUUCGCUGCGUGUAAAGGGAUUCUUACAUGAAAAGUGCUGUCAAUAAUGUACAUUUCGGUAACUUUUAAAUAUACCUGAACCUUAUAGAUAUGAAAGUAGUGAUACGAACAAAAUGAUGCAGUUAUUGAGUUUCGCCUGUCUUAACCACUCGAUUUAACCAUUGCUCUAUGAUCUACUCAAGAGCCUUCCUCAAUGAUUCAAUAGCCUUACUUACUAUGUUACUAAUGGUCAGUAUGGUGCCAUCUUCGAUCCAUUACAAAAGGCGGACCCCAUGCCUGUAUAAAUCUCGCUAAUGGACUAGAUUCUUUCAUACAAACAGUGUUUACAAACAAUUAGAGUGACUUUCAAUGCAAAACCCACAGACACCAUACGAGGAUAUUGUAAUACCACUAGACAUGUCGUCUCUAUCGGUGAAAGCAAAGCAUGGGACGGACCCAACAAUGCAGUUGCCCCCAUCAGUGCGACGCAAAGUAGUGAACCCAAUGUAUACGCUUGAUAUGAAUCGAGCCAAGACAGUCAACAGCAUUGAAGAGCAACAGCUGAGCAAGAAACUGAAAGACUUGGAGAAACAACAGAACAAGAUGAGAUCGGAUAUGCUGCAAAUGAAGGCGAGUUUACUCCCUGAGAUCACUGUGACAUCAGCAUGGGGAGAUAAAAACACCAAUGCUGGUGGGUUGUUGACCGGUGACGCCUUGCCAGAACGCACCCGUAAACGAAGCGGGUCUCUACCCCCUCUCAUCACCAGUCCAGAGACGGAGAAAGCCAGGCUGGGUGGCUCAUCAUCAGAAACCACCUCAUCAACCAAAUCCUUGAUUGCCCCGACCCCACCGGCGCAACCCAUUCACCGUUCCCGUUCAAUGAACGAAUUCGACCGGGGACGGCCGCGGGUACGGCCCAAGUCAGCCAUAUGCCCCGUUUCGGCAACAACCAGUGCCGAAGCCAGGCGCCAAAGCUUCCAGAACUCCAAAAGCGCCAACUCAUCAGUUGAAAGCCUCCCAUCGGAGCUGUCUCGCAAUAAAGCUGGCUCUAACCCAACCAUCAUCAGAGACAGUGGAUCACAUGAGGAUGUAACAACAGGGAAACAACGCACAAAGUCAACAUCUGCUCUUUUACCACUCAGAAAAGCUAAAAGUACCUCAAACCUCGCUAAAGUCCGCCGUGCAACGGUUGACUCUGCAGAAUUACCCAUUAAACAUGAUAGGAAUAGUAUUUUCCGGAACUCUUCUUACAACCCGGUCCUUCUGAACCCUACUCUACCCCCAUCUAAAGGGCCCAGCACACCAAAUAGUCGAAGGAGGAGCAGCCAACUCCGGUUGAACCAGUUGAGCUUAGACAGUUCCGAAUCACCCACUGCCAAUGGCAUACCGUCCCUCGAGGCACAGUUUGAACAACUCAAAGCGUGUAGAUAUCUUCGUGUGCCAUCGGAGGAGGGUGAUUAACAAUAACAUAAACAUUCAUUUAAAGGCAGUGGACA